Messenger RNA from Setaria italica (foxtail millet), 663 nucleotides. RefSeq names its product 21 kDa protein. Bases 1 to 663 code for a protein of 220 amino acids. Gene Ontology annotation, molecular function: enzyme inhibitor activity. The transcript has a single exon. The record is from RefSeq and is a predicted model, not a curated record. Gene Ontology annotation, biological process: negative regulation of catalytic activity. Lineage: Eukaryota; Viridiplantae; Streptophyta; Magnoliopsida; Poales; Poaceae.
AUGCUGCUCGUCCUCGCAAUAUUCCUCCUCGCCGUGGCCGCCACAUGGCAGCAGGCGGCAGCCUCAGCAUUGCCGCCCGCGCCGGCGCCGGCAGCCUCCGCAUUGCCGCCUGCGCCGGCGCCGGCCGGCCUCGGCGACGCAGCAGGGGCAGAGCAGGCGGAGGUGGAGUUCGUGCGCGGCUGCUGCGCGCGCACGCUCUACCCGCGCCUCUGCUGCGCGGCGCUGUCCCCGUACGCGGCCUCCGUGCACUCCAGCCACGCGCGCCUCGCGCUGGCCUCCGCCAACCUCACGCUGGCCGCGCUCGACGCCCUCGCCGCGCGCAUCCCGCGGCCCGGCUCCGGCGGCGCGUCCUCCGGCGCGCUCCGCGACUGCGCCGAGCUCGUCGCGUCGGCCGCGGACCAGGCGGCGCGCGCGGCCGAGCGGCUGCGCGGGGUCGAGCGGGCCGUGGGCCUCGAGGUGACCUGGCGCGUGGACGACGCGCGGACGUGGCUCAGCGCCGCCAUGACCAACGAGGACACCUGCGCCGACGGCCUCUGCCCCCGCAAGUCCGCGCCGGCGCCGGUGAGGGCCGAGCUGCGCGCCAGGGUGCGCCGCGCUAAGCAGUACACCAGCAUCGCUCUCACGCUCGUUAACAUGCUAGUCAGUAAUAACACAAGAAGUUAG